Messenger RNA from Talaromyces atroroseus, 1725 nucleotides. Its product is annotated as Protein phosphatase PP2A regulatory subunit A. Bases 1 to 1725 code for a protein of 574 amino acids. Gene Ontology annotation, biological process: protein dephosphorylation. Gene Ontology annotation, molecular function: protein phosphatase regulator activity. The transcript is spliced from 9 exons. NCBI's taxonomy places the organism in Eukaryota, Fungi, Ascomycota, Eurotiomycetes, Eurotiales, Trichocomaceae. The record is from RefSeq and is a predicted model, not a curated record. Gene Ontology annotation, cellular component: protein phosphatase type 2A complex; cytoplasm.
AUGGAUUCACAAGCCGAAAGCGACGAGCUCUACCCAAUUGCCGUCCUUAUUGAUGAGCUGAAGCACGACGAUGUUCUUCUCCGUUUAAAUGCGAUCCACCGUCUGUCAACAAUUGCCCUGGCUCUUGGCCCUGAGAGAACGCGGGACGAGCUCAUCCCGUUUCUAGACGACUCUGUUGAAGAUGAAGACGAGGUUUUGACCGCACUUAGCGAGGAAUUGGGCAAUUUUGUCGAAUAUGUCGGAGGUCCAGAAUAUGGGCACGUGCUUCUUUCUCCUCUCGAAAAUCUCGCAGCGAUCGAAGAACCUCUGGUUCGAGAGAAGGCUGUCGAGUCUCUGAACAAAAUUUGCGAUCAGCUCUCCCCGAAGCAGGUUGAGGAGGAAUUCAUACCCCUAGUGCUUCGUCUCUCCAAGGCGGAUUGGUUUACUUCUAAAAUUUCGGCUACUGGGCUCUACUGCACUCCAUAUCGGAAAGCCGCUACCGGUGUCCAACAGGGUCUUCGCCAGCAAUUCGGUGGUUUAGUUCACGAUGAGACUCCGAUGGUGCGGAGGCAGGCAGCCAACAAUCUGUCCAAGUUUGUCAAGGAACUGACGCCUGAGGUCAUCAUUGAUGAGAUUAUACCACUCUUCCAGUACCUUACAAGUGAUGACCAGGACAGUGUGCGCCUGCUGACCGUGGAAAUCCUCAUUUCCAUAGCAGAGGAAAUCCCCAAGGAACAGCAAUCGAGCCAUGGUGUUCUUUUGACGUCUUUGCGAAGUCUUUUUGAAGACAAGAGUUGGCGAAUUGCGAAAGCUGUUGAUGAGGAAGUUGUAACGCGAGAUCUCGUACCAGCAUUUGUUAAGCUCUUGAAGGAUACAGAGGCGGAAGUUCGCACUGCCAUUGCAGGGCAGAUCCCUGGUUUCUGCAACCUAAUCGAUCGUGAUACCCUUCUUAAUGAAAUUAUGACCAGCAUAGAGGAUCUAGUAUCUGACCAGUCCCAACACGUGCGUGGCGCACUAGCCACCCAGGUUAGCGGACUUGCUCCGAUACUUGGUAAAGAAGAAACCAUCUCGCACCUCUUACCAAUGUUCCUCCAAAUGUUGAAAGAUGAGCACCCAGAACUAGCCGAAGACAAGCAAUGGCGUGUGCGCUUAGCUAUAAUCGAAUAUAUCCCACUUCUCGCAAGCCAGCUGGGAGUUAACUUUUUUGACGAACAACUCAGUGACCUCUGCAUGGGGUGGCUGGGUGAUACCGUCUUCUCUAUUCGAGAGGCGGCCACCCAGAACCUCAAGAAACUCACAGAAGUCUUUGGUGUUGAUUGGGCAAACGAGUCAAUUAUUCCCAAGGUUGUGGCCAUGGGCCAACAUCCUAAUUACCUUUACAGAAUGACCACAUGCUUUGCGAUUUCGACUCUCGCGCCUGUGCUUAACCUGACCAUCAUUGAGAACUCGAUUAUUCCAAUUCUGGAGCGACUCGUCACCGAUGACAUUCCCAACAUUCGUUUCAACGUCGCCAAGUCUUAUGCAGUCCUGAUUGACACAUUAAGACGGCUCCCCGCCGAAGGCACUCUACAAGACUUGGAAAAGUCGGGCGAGACAAGCAACCCGGCACCGCAUGGACAAGAGCUUAUUCAGCAACGGAUAAUCCCACAACUGGAGAAGCUGCAGCAAGACGACGAUGUUGAUGUUCGGUACUUUGCCACGACCGCUGCCGGUGGACAUGAUGAAGUUAUGCAAACCUCCCCGUAG